Molecule: messenger RNA, 5092 nt
Organism: Habropoda laboriosa
Lineage: Eukaryota; Metazoa; Arthropoda; Insecta; Hymenoptera; Apidae
Gene: Tps1
Product: alpha,alpha-trehalose-phosphate synthase [UDP-forming]
Exons: 10
Coding region: 1573-3990 (805 amino acids)
Biological process (GO): trehalose biosynthetic process
Cellular component (GO): cytosol; alpha,alpha-trehalose-phosphate synthase complex (UDP-forming)
Molecular function (GO): catalytic activity
Source: RefSeq, a predicted model, not a curated record
AUCUUUGUUUGUGUGACCAGACUGCUCGUCGUCUCUAGUUUCGACUCGGAAUCGGUUAACUCUGUCCGGUACAUACGACUGUUUGCGUUCCGCGCGCCGCGCCGGAUGAUUCCGUGAACAACGAGGACGAGAGAGUGUCAAUAAUACAGUGAUGUACCGAUCGCGCGUCACACGAAUCGGUUAUCUGUCGCGUACAUGUUGACAGUUGAACGCCGGUACAACGUGUACAGCUGGUCGCGACGCGUACAUCGUACAUGCUGCCCCAUUAGCGUGUUAUCCGGGAAUUAAGAGAUAACGGAAGAUAACCCUGAUCGUCUGUCACGACACGCGACGACACCACGCUGCGUCCUUAGAAAAAGAGAGGGAAACAAGGGGAGUUCGAGAAAAGAGAGGGAAAUACGAAAGGAGAAAAAGAAGAUGAUGGAGGAGGAUGAGGGGGAGGAUGCGGUGUAUGUUUACGUAUGAUGACGGUAGGGUGGCGGUUCUGUGUCCAGUAGUGGUGGGUAGUGUGGCGACGAUGAUGGCGGUGGUUAGUAGUGUGCACGACGAGGGGUAACUGCUGGGCUGGGCAAAAGGUCGCGGCCCCGUCAUUGAUACGGUGGCAGAGAGAGCGCACUUUGGACCAAUUCUUCGCAACGACUAACUCGAAUAAACUCAGGGGAACGCAGCGUUAUUACUUCAGUGCUACUUCGGCCACGCACCGCGGCACACUCAACACCGACGAAUCAGCUACUCUCUUCUUUUUCUUCCCAUCCGCCAGGGGAACCUCUCUUUUUUCUCUCUUUCUCUUGCUGCUCCCGCCCGUUAAUUUCUUUCCCUUUUACCUUCUGCAAAUUCAUUCGCUCCUUGUCCUUCUCCCUCCAUAUUUUUCUUCUUAUCCACGCUCUGCGUAUUAUUUCCGUUGUCGUAUCCAAAACUGUCCUCCUGGACCAGAUUAGAGGAACGGGUCAAGUUGUAACGUCUCGUAAAACGUUUCACGGGAAAGAACGUUAGCUCGAACGAUUAGCAAAUACUUAACAAAAAAAAAAAGCAAGACAAAAACAAAGUACAGGGAGGCAGUCCGGUGACGAGAACUAACGAGACGAAACGAGACCGGACGAGACAAAACGAGACUGUUGCCUUUUGCUCGCGAGUACGCGGAGACACUCGAGGCUUGCUAAACCCAGCUGUGAAAAGGGAACGUCGAUACACACACACACAUAUAUCUAUAUAUAUAUAUAUAUACAUGCACAGAGAAACGACACGAGGUGUCUUCUCGCGCGGUGCUCAGUAACGAGUAGAGAGGCUACUCUAGUCCUCGAGAGCGAGCGACUAACCGGCGCGGUUCUCCUUCGACUUCGGUUUCGCAUGCACACGUGAUUGCACGUGAUAUAUACACUUGGUAUAGUAGAGCAGCGCGGCGUUGAGAGAAUCGGUGGUCUGCGCGUAUAACGACCAGGAGUCGAAGAGAAAAGAGGAGAGAGAAACGGUCGUGUGUGAAGAGUCGCGCGACGCGCUGUUAUUAUCCGUUUCGUGGUGCUUUUCUAUUUUUCGACGGGACACACAUCUAGACACAGUUGAGUCAGAGAAAACAUGGAAAUGUCUACAGAACCGGGUAGCUUCACCUCCACCGGGAGCAUGAUUGUUGUGAGCAACAGGUUGCCAUUCGUGCUGAAGAGGAACGAGUUGACCGGUCAGCUGGAACGAAAGGCCAGUGCCGGAGGUCUUGUAACUGCUGUAGCGCCUGUGGUAAUAAGUGGAAAUGGAGUCUGGGUCGGAUGGCCGGGAAUGCACAUGGAAAACCCGAACGAACCGAUCCCCGAAUCUGAUCCUAACGAUCGUACACCGACAGCUGGACUUCUAUCCCGAAAGGUUGUGGCAGUGCACGUCGAACCGACCAUCUUCGACUCAUACUACAAUGGAUGUUGCAAUGGAACAUUUUGGCCGUUGUUCCAUUCUAUGCCAGACCGAGCGACCUUCAUUGCGGAACAUUGGCGUGCGUAUUCCGCGGUCAACGAGGAAUUCGCUGCGAAAACGGUCGGUGCUUUGGAACAAAUUCAGAAGGAGCAGGAAAAUCAACCGAACGGCACACCUUUGGUCUGGGUGCACGAUUAUCAUCUGAUGUUGGCAGCGAACUGGAUCAGACAAGCUGCCGACGAGAAGAAUCUCAGGUGUAAAUUGGGAUUCUUCCUACAUAUUCCCUUCCCACCAUGGGACAUUUUCAGGCUCUUCCCGUGGGCUGAUGAAAUUCUUCAGGGAAUGCUAGGUUGCGACAUGGUCGGUUUUCACAUUCAGAACUACUGUCUGAACUUCGUCGACUGCUGCCAAAGGAGCCUCGGCUGCAGAGUUGACCGUAAGAACCUGUUGGUGGAGCACGGUGGAAGAACAGUACGUGUUAGACCACUUCCCAUUGGUAUUCCGUUCGACAGAUUCGUCGCGCUGGCCGAGACUGCCAACAAGGUCAUGUUGACUAAUCAGAAAAUUGUGCUGGGCGUGGAUCGCCUUGAUUAUACUAAGGGUCUGGUUCACAGACUAAAAGCUUUCGAGAUGCUGCUGGAAAAGCAUCCUGAGCAUCGUGAACAGGUUACCAUGCUUCAAAUUGCCGUACCAUCGAGGACUGACGUGCGUGAAUAUCAGGAUUUGAAGUUGGAAAUGGAUCAACUGAUCGGUUGCAUAAACGGUCGUUUCACGACUCCAAAUUGGUCCCCUAUUCGUUACAUUUAUGGUUGCGUGAGUCAGGACGAGCUUGCAGCCUUCUACAGGGAUGCUGCUGUUGCUCUUGUUACACCACUUAGGGAUGGAAUGAACUUAGUCGCGAAAGAGUUCGUCGCUUGUCAGAUUAACACGCCUCCAGGUGUAUUGAUUGUUUCUCCGUUCGCUGGAGCGGGAGAGAUGAUGCACGAAGCUUUGAUCUGCAAUCCUUACGAGAUAGACGAAGCUGCGGAGGUUAUUCAUAGAGCGCUUACCAUGCCAGAAGAUGAACGUACGUUGAGAAUGAAUCAUUUGAGACGUCGCGAAAGGAUCUACGACGUGAAUUACUGGAUGAAAUUAUUCCUGCAAGUAAUGGGAUCACUGGAAGAACACGACUCCGUAGGUGCUACCACUAUGCAACCGGUUACCAUGGAUGAUUUCGACGACUAUUUGAGCAAGUAUAUCGGCGAGAACCAUAAGUUGGCCCUCCUCCUGGACUACGAUGGUACAUUGGCCCCUAUCGCAACGCACCCAGACCUGGCCAUUUUGCCCGUGGAAACAAAGAAUGUUCUCCAAAGGUUGUCAAAUAUGUCUGACGUGUACAUAGCAAUCAUAUCAGGUAGAAACGUGGACAACGUGAAGUCGAUGGUUGGCAUAGAAGGCAUCACUUACGCUGGAAACCACGGAUUGGAGAUUCUGCAUCCAGAUGGCAGCAAGUUCGUUCAUCCGAUGCCGGCUGAAUUCGAGGGCAAAGUGGCAAACUUGAUGCAAACGUUGCAAGAUCAACUUUGCAGGGAUGGAGCCUGGGUAGAAAACAAAGGAGCGUUGUUAACGUUUCAUUAUCGUGAAACUCCUAUGGAGGGUCGCCAAGAGAUGGUCGAUCAGGCGAAGAAGAUUAUCGAGAGUUCAGGUUUCAAAGCAUGUUCCGCGCACUGUGCCAUAGAGGCUAAACCACCGGUGGAAUGGAACAAGGGUCGCGCUUCCAUUUACAUUCUGCGCACAGCAUUCGGUUUGGACUGGAGCGAACGUAUCAGGAUUAUUUAUGCUGGUGAUGAUGUGACGGAUGAAGAUGCGAUGCAGGCGCUGAAAGGUAUGGCAGCUACCUUCCGCGUAACGUCGUCGCAUAUAAUCCGUACGUCGGCCGAAAGACGUUUACCAAGCACCGAUUCAGUGUUGACGAUGUUGAAGUGGGUAGAGAGACACCUGAGCAGACGUAAACCCCGCAACAGCACCGAGAUCCCAUCCAGAUUCCGUCGCAGUAGUGCUGGUAUCACCAUGGAGAUGUCAUUCACGCCGACGAACACGCCAUUAGAAUCCUAGAUGGCGCCGUGACAUUCUUUGUUAGCAUAUUGACUGUGUCCUUGACAGGAAAUAUUGUUAGUCACAAGCUCAUGAUGUACUCGUAGAGUAAGAUCAAGUAAGCGCAAAAGAGGGAAGAAUUUAGGAAUGGAAAAGAAAAAAAAUGUCAAGUAAAUCAAAACUAAAAAGAUAAAAAAAGGAAAAAAAAAUACAAAUCAUCGUGAAAAUUGUAUGUUCAACCACGAAUAUAUGUAUGUAUAUGGUGGAAAGCACCGGCGUUAUUGUAUCGAGCAAUUCGAGCGUCACGCAAAUAGUUCUUCCUAUCGACGAACCUUAUCCGAGAGCUCUAUUUAUAUUCGACUGUACAAUUUCGGUCACCGUGUAUAUGUUUAACGACCAAAUGGAAUUAUUAUGAAGAAUAUAGAAAACCGUAUGUAACUACAUACAUAACAGCUAAAUGGAAGAACUGAUCUUUUUGAUGUGGAACCAAACAAAUCACUCUUCGUCGACUGUUUUUUCAACGUUUAAAUGUAUAUCUCUCCGGUAACCAAAAUGUUGGAUUGCUUUAGCCCGGAAAGUAUAUAAACGAAUUGCGAGAAAAUCAUGCAAAAAAAUCAAUAAAACAGAAAAAAAAGAUGAAUGUUACGUGUGCGAUCGCUAAAUCUCCGUUUCGAGUAUGAAGUGUGAAUAUUAUGCAUGUUCUUUCUUUUUUCUCUAUUUUCUUUUUUUCUAUUUAGCGUUCAUCACAUAAUUGUUACAUUGUACGUUAUAAUCAGGCCGAACGAUGAUUUCCGAUAAAGCGCGUUUUUAUUGGAGGCCGUGUAGCUAUGUAUAGUUUCUAGGUUCGCGUCGCUCAGAAAAGAAACAAAGUACCACAAGAAAUAUUCGAUAUAUAUUAUAUAUUGUCGCAGUAACUUAUCAUGAAAAACUGUUUAUAUUAAACUAAUGUAUUGUAUACUUGUUAUCAAUUUUCGAGACACGAAACAGAUGAUUGUAUUCAGAAUUAUAUUUAUACAGUAUAUUCUUAUACAGAAAACAAAUUGUAUUCGAGUUUGUAGCUCAAAAAGGAAAAAAAGUAAUCGUAAUCGACUAGUGUAACAGGUUUAAGUUUUGCAUCCGUUAG